GUCCUGUCUUCCGCCAUCAUCAGCGCCGACACAACACCUUCCAAUCCUCGCUCAGCAGCCGCCAAUUUGAAGUUCAAUUCUUCAAUGCCUCGAAUACACUGGACAGCAUGCCAGAGACCACCUACGAAGCCCCCUCGGUCCCCACUCUCCUCACACUCUCGUCAUUCCUCUACUUGAACAGCGCCGCCAGUAGCCUCUUUGACCGCCUCAUUCACGCUAACCUGCUCGGCCCGCUGUUCGUCGGUAUCAUAUACGGCCCGCAGGUCGCCAACAUCCUCCCUUCGGACGCCCUCACCACUUUCAUCAAUGUCGGCUACAUCGGCCUCCUCCUCAUCGUCUUCGAGGCCGGGCUGACCACGGACCUCUCCCUCCUCGUCGCGAACAUUGCGCUGUCAGUGGUGACCGCGCUCACAGGCAUCAUGUUUCCGAUCGGCUUCUCGUUCUUCCUGCUCUACUUUGGGUUCGGGUACACCGUAUUGGAGGCUUUCGCGGCGGGCGCAUCGCUCUCAAGCACGUCGCUGGGGACGACGCUCGCGCUCCUCCCGACGCGAAUGCGCCGCACGCGCGUUGGCGCCGUGCUUAUGAGCGCGGCACUCCUGGACGACAUAGUGGGCCUUGUCAUUGCGGCGAUCAUCGUGCAGCUGGCAGCCAACGGGUCGACGGGAAUGGUCCCGUGGUACGUUAUCGUACGCCCCAUCCUGGUCUCUUUGGCCUUCGCGGGCGGGGUACCGGCGCUAGCUUACCUCGUACGGGCGGUCGUACCAGAAGCGCUCCUGAGACGGCCAUCGUUCCGCGCCCCUCCCGCUCAGCUCUUGCUGCUCGUCGCAGUGCUGUCGGGGAUCGUCGCUGGCGCGAACUACGCGGGCACCAGCGAGUUGUUCGGCGCCUAUCUCGCCGGAAUCUUCCUUUCCAUUCUGUUUGAGGCCGUUGCGCCCACCAGCGACAGUGACAGCGCUUCGUCAGUGGUCACCCCAGCUGGCGUGCACCCGACACUCGAAGCUUACGAGGUCCUCCUUACACCUGUGCAGAACCGACUUCUUGCUCCGCUCUUCUUCGCAUCGGUGGGCGUUGCGCUGCCUAUACGCUCCCUCGGACGCGUCGAGGGGUCUUCGGCGGUCGUCUGGAAAGGCAUCGUCUUCUCGAUCCUGAUGGUCCUCUGCAAGGCCGUGGUGGGCGUAUGGAUGCUCAUCUGGCCGGACGCUGCUGGGGGCCGAGGCUGGUUCGGCUCGCGGAGGGGUCCAUCUCCGCGACACGAAGAUUAUGAAGACCGAACGCAAUCGGAGAAGGACGCGCGCAAAUCGCGCAGGUGGAGUGCGGCACUUCUGGGCAUGGCGAUGAUCCCUCGAGGGGAGAUUGCGCUCAUCGUGGCGCAGUUAGCGCGCCCUCUGCUCAGUCCGGAGGGCGAAGGGGACUCAGAGCCCUUUGCGGUGGUCAUCUGGGCUAUACUGGUCACCACUGUGGGUGGUGCAUUGGGUAUCGGGUUCAUGUUGGGAAAACGGGCAUUCUGAUCUGUGGGUCGAAUACUUCGUCCAUAAUCACCCAGACUUGAUUGGUGAAGAAAAGCAAUGUAACUAAAAGGGUCAUGCUUUGUGAACGGCGC
This is a messenger RNA of Schizophyllum commune H4-8, 1600 nucleotides long. Its product is annotated as Sodium/hydrogen exchanger. Gene Ontology annotation, molecular function: antiporter activity. The transcript has a single exon. Gene Ontology annotation, cellular component: membrane. Lineage: Eukaryota; Fungi; Basidiomycota; Agaricomycetes; Agaricales; Schizophyllaceae. Gene Ontology annotation, biological process: proton transmembrane transport. The coding region runs from base 108 to 1508 and encodes 466 amino acids. The record is from RefSeq and is a predicted model, not a curated record.